Messenger RNA from Pocillopora verrucosa, 2665 nucleotides. Its product is annotated as peroxisomal membrane protein PMP34-like. Gene Ontology annotation, biological process: transmembrane transport. The record is from RefSeq and is a predicted model, not a curated record. Gene Ontology annotation, cellular component: peroxisomal membrane. Gene Ontology annotation, molecular function: ATP transmembrane transporter activity; ADP transmembrane transporter activity; FAD transmembrane transporter activity. NCBI's taxonomy places the organism in Eukaryota, Metazoa, Cnidaria, Anthozoa, Scleractinia, Pocilloporidae.
UAUUCACCAUUACGCAACCUCCGAAACAAAUUCUUUGAAUGAAUGUUUAAUUGCAGACAUAUUUUAUAAGCAAAAAUGACCUUGUUUUCCAAAACUGUAAGCUUCAAUGAUAUGGUUCCUAUUUUACCGGCAUUGGAUCUACCUGUUACACUCAAAAUGUUAUUCUCCCACAAGAACUUUGUGCACGCUCUUGCCGGCGCAGUGGGAAGUGUGACAGCUAUGACAGUGUUCUUUCCAUUAGAUACUGCAAGAACCAGACUUCAAGUUGAUGAUAAAAGAAAAGCUAAAAACACAGGACAUAUUUUGAUGGACAUAAUUCAAGAGGAAGGAGUGUACUCUUUGUACCGUGGUCUCCUUCCAGUCCUGUCAAGCCUUUAUUGCUCCAAUUUUCUCUAUUUUUAUACCUUCAACGGUCUUAAGGCAGUAUUUGUAGGGAGAGGAGAAGUUUCUACAUCACUGCAAGAUCUGUUAUUUGGAUAUUUAGCAGGAAUUGUAAAUGUUCUUAUGACAACGCCCCUAUGGGUUGUAAAUACCCGCUUAAAAUUACAAGGAGCAAAAUUUAGGACUCAGGAAAUUGAAUGUUCAAAAACAGCAAAAUACAAAGGAAUUAUUGAUGGAUUGAAAAGGAUUUGCAAAGAAGAAGGAGUGAUGUCCCUUUGGAGCGGUACAGGGCCAUCCCUUGUUUUAGCUGGUAAUCCAGCUAUUCAAUUUAUGGUGUAUGAGGGUAUAAAGAAGUUUUUGAUGACUGAAGAUAACAAGACUCUUAAAAAGAGACAAUAUUUUGCUGUAGGCGCAAUUGCUAAAGCUGUGGCUACUAUUCUUACCUAUCCACUCCAAGUGGCUCAGUGCAAGCAGCGAUCUGGAAUCAAGACGCCAAGUGGAAAGGCAGACAUCCUGUCUCUUUUGGCGAGACUUGUGAGGGAACAAGGCUUUAAAGGACUUUAUAAAGGACUAGAGGCUAAGUUGCUUCAAACUGUUGCAACUGCAGCUUUGAUGUUUGUUGCUUAUGAAAAAAUAGCUGCGUUUAUUUUUAGUUUACUUCGGAGGACCUCAAGAUGAACAAUGAGAACAUGAAUUUGAAACAAUGGUCACUGGCUCCAUAGUGAGUUGAGUGAGGCCUUCUCCACACGAUACUUUUUAAAAUCGGUUCCUUUUUUCUCGUUUGGAGUCUUCCGUUCACAUUCACAUGGCGUUUUCGGGCAUCUUAAACGAAGGAUUUUAAAUCCGGUUCCCGAAGAGGAACUUUUUGGACGAACAAAAGCGGAGGAUUUCGGAUAAGAUGGUGUCAUCAUUGAUCUAGUCUACUUUAACCUGGUUCACGUUUCCUAAGUGAAAAUCAAUAUGGCGGGUAGUGAACGUAUGUCAUUAUUAUUAUAGCUAAAUUCAAGUUCAGUAGCUUGAUCUCCAAUUCGUCAUCUGUCCAAAUGUUUUGUUUUGAAAACGGAGGAAAAAUUCCGUUUUCCAAUAUAUCCAGAUACGUCUUUAAGGGGCCUGAAUGUCGUCAAGCUGAGACUGAUCUGCGCCAAAUAUUAUCCACAGACUGUACGGUGGCUAUGGGCAGGGUACUGAUGUUUUCAUCCGGCUUAUAAAGUUUGCCUCAAAGAGAGGGCUUACACUUAAUAAGAUUCUUUUGCCAACAUCGUUUUUCAUUUUUUUCAAGCUGGGAUUCAGUUUUUUAGCCCGGCUUGGUUUAAGUCCUUGUCUGUAGAUUAAACGUCGUAAAUUCCUAGUUCUGGGAUCUUUUAUUAAGUCUUUUUCAAAGGGGCUGGCUGGGUGUAAACAACAUGGAGCCCAAAUCGAAGGGGAAGCAUUUUCUUUUUAACGGUAUUGCUGAAAACACUCGAGUGAAGGAUAAUAAUAUUAAAGCCACUUCCGGGGCAAUGGAAAGUGCUUGAAGCGAUUGGUUCGAUCGCGAAAUGCUCAACUCUGCACGUCUCUUGAGGGAAAUGAACAAGAGCGAUUGCUCAUACAAAAAUAUUUUUUUCUAAAAGAUUAUGUCGAAAAUCAACGUUAUUAGCUAGCUAGAGUGUGGAUAUUUGUGAAGUGCAUCGUGCUCAGUGUGAAUGUACUGGAAGGAAAAAUUAAUGCAGAGAAUCUGGUGUUGUAAAACGUGACCAUAAGAGUCGAUUCGACUGCGGGAAAGUUGUUCGUGGCAAGUUUGGGUUUGAGAUGUACUUGCCUAAAGGAGAGGAAAACAUUUGGAGCACAAUGUGCGUGAAGGCUUUUGUGGGAAGCGUGUAGAAUACAUUUAGAACCCAGCGUGUUAUGUUUUACUAUGUUUUUUUGUGAAAGCUUGUGAAAGGGAGUGGCUUCCGAGUGUUUUCAUUGUCGAGAAUCAUUUAACCCUUUAACUCCCGGUUCAAAUUUGUCAUUCUCCUUACUGUCAACUAUACAAUUCUAAUAAUGUUAGUUCAGAGAAUUUUGUAUUGGGUCAAUUUAUUAUCCCCAAAUUGAUAUUUUUCUUUAUUCUCAUCACUCAUCUGGUUGAUAUUGUAUCGAUAUCGUAAGGAGAAAAUUCUCUCUUGGUCACUCAUGGGAGUUAAAGGGUUAAAUAUUUUUGGAGUUGAUGGGGAUGACAAUUCAAAAGAGAUCAAGGCUAAAAUGAAGUGCCAACUAUUGCAAUUCUUAUUCUAAAUAUUCCUUUUAAUAAAUGACUUUUUGGUUG